UCAGUCACCUUAGUGACUCCACUCUAAGGAAAACAUCAUUUAGAGUUUCCUACCUUGGAACUCCUUUCAAAUAGAUCAGAAAUUUGGAACGUGUAUUAAAAAUUCGAUAAAAAUUCUUUUUUCCGUUUUUGUUUCCGUUUCGGUCGGAGAUCCUUAAAAGGACAAAAAAAGCUUAAAGCCAGAUGGAGGAGUAUUCCCGUGAGCCGUGUCCGUAUCGGAUAGUCGACGAUUGCGGCGGAGCCUUCGCCAUGGGUUGCAUCGGUGGAGGUGUGUUCCAGGGCUUCAAGGGAUUUCGGAAUGCCCCCCAGGGCCUAGGACGAAGAUUAGCCGGUAGCGUGAUGGCCGUCAAGUCAAAAUCGCCAGUGAUAGCCGGCAACUUUGCUGCCUGGGGCGGCGUCUUCAGCAUUGUGGACUGCGGUCUGGUGCAUUUGCGCCAAAAGGAGGAUCCGUGGAACUCCAUAAUAAGUGGUGCAGUCACCGGAGGCGUCCUGGCCGCCCGUAACGGAGUGGCCGCCAUGGCCGGAAGCGCGGUAAUCGGUGGCAUUCUUCUCUCCCUGAUCGAGGGUGUGGGCAUUCUAUUCACUCGCAUGUCAGCGGACCAGUUCCGUAACCCGUCGCCGCUCACCACUGCGGAUGCCCUAUCCGGUGCGGGUGGACUGGGGGACUUGGACUCAUCGUCGGGGUUUGGUUUUCCCGGCACCCAGCAUGCCAAUAUCUCCAGCUAAAAUUACUUUUUUGUUUCGAAACUGAAGAAUGGCUCAAGUACUUCAACAAGUUCAUUGAAUUGCAUUUAAAA
Molecule: messenger RNA, 796 nt
Organism: Drosophila bipectinata
Lineage: Eukaryota; Metazoa; Arthropoda; Insecta; Diptera; Drosophilidae
Gene: Tim17b2
Product: Translocase inner membrane 17
Biological process (GO): protein import into mitochondrial matrix
Cellular component (GO): mitochondrial inner membrane; TIM23 mitochondrial import inner membrane translocase complex
Molecular function (GO): transmembrane protein transporter activity
Source: RefSeq, a predicted model, not a curated record